AUGUCCACAGAAGUGAGAACCACUGCCUCCCCCGACCAGAAAUGGCUCGACAGCUUCAUCUCUCUGCUCUCUCGCUCCUACCUGACCACCCCUCUCACGACAGCCUUCAUCACAGAGAUCGACAACACCAGUCCAACCGCAGACGUCUCUCAGGUGAUGACCCCCGAGCGUCUCACCAAGCACUUCACGUUGGGCAUCACGGCGGCCGCAAAGUCCAACAUUGUCCUCAUUGAAUCAGGCGACUUCACCGCCGCAGCGCUCUUUGAACCCCCCGAUUUCUGCGGCAUUCCCCCCUCGCAGGCCCGCCGUAAUCCCGGGCCUAUACUGCAAGAAUGGCGGAGCACCGCGCGCAAGUUGAAGGCGAAAUACCUCUCCAUCCCCGACCAAGGGGAACACAGUUACGACCAGCCUGCUGCGCCCUCCCAGUCCUCGGGGGCGCCCUCCGAGGACCCUUACCCGGCGGACUUCAACAAGGACAUUGAUUUCGAAACUCGCCCCUUCUACCACCUGGCCAUGAUUGCGAGAGACCCCGACGCUCCACCCGACAAGAGCAGGAAGGCAUUCAAGGCCUGUAUGGACUACUUUUUGAACAAGGCGAGGGACGAAGAUGUGCCGGUCUGGUUGGAGACGGCCAGCGAAGGCGCCAUGAAAGAGUACGAGGGCAUGGGGUUCAGGGUGUGUGAGCAGGUGGUCAUUGGGAAGGGGAGAGUUAAUGAGAAAGGUUGGCCGACGGAAGGCGGCAAGGGGGUAGUGACCUGGGCGAUGAUUUGGGAUGAGCACUUGAAUUGA
This is a messenger RNA of Cladophialophora psammophila CBS 110553, 789 nucleotides long. RefSeq lists its product as uncharacterized. The transcript has a single exon. The record is from RefSeq and is a predicted model, not a curated record. NCBI's taxonomy places the organism in Eukaryota, Fungi, Ascomycota, Eurotiomycetes, Chaetothyriales, Herpotrichiellaceae. The coding region runs from base 1 to 789 and encodes 262 amino acids.